Molecule: messenger RNA, 1260 nt
Organism: Candida tropicalis MYA-3404
Lineage: Eukaryota; Fungi; Ascomycota; Pichiomycetes; Serinales; Debaryomycetaceae
Gene: RPT6
Product: proteasome regulatory particle base subunit
Exons: 1
Coding region: 1-1260 (419 amino acids)
Biological process (GO): proteasome-mediated ubiquitin-dependent protein catabolic process
Cellular component (GO): proteasome regulatory particle, base subcomplex
Molecular function (GO): proteasome-activating activity; ATP binding; ATP hydrolysis activity
Source: RefSeq, a predicted model, not a curated record
AUGUCAAUACAAAUCCAACAUUUCUUUCAAGACAACAUCAAUAAAAUAGUCAAUAUGAGUGCUUCAAUUGAAAAGCCUUGCGUCCAUGAAGGGGGAAUAAGGCCAUAUUUCGAACAACAAAUACAAGAUACAGAGAUCAGAAUCCAACAAACCACACAAAACUUGCGUCGUUUGGAAGCCCAACGUAAUAAAUUAAACAACAAAGUAAGACAAUUGAAAGAUGAGUUGCGAUUGUUACAAGAGCCAGGAUCAUAUGUGGGAGAAGUUGUUAAAGUCAUGGGAUUGAAGAAAGUAUUGGUCAAGAUCCAUCCUGAAGGUAAAUUCAUUGUCAAUGUUACUAAGGAUAUUGAUGUUAAAAAGUUGACCCCAUCUAUCAGAGUUUGUUUAAAAGCAGACUCCCACGACUUGUAUAAGAUCUUACCAAACAAGGUAGAUCCAUUGGUGUCAUUGAUGAUGGUGGAAAAAGUGCCCGACUCUACUUAUGAUAUGGUGGGUGGUUUAGAUAAGCAAAUCAAGGAAAUCAAGGAAGUUAUCGAAUUACCAGUUAAACACCCAGAAUUGUUUGAAAGUUUGGGUAUAGCUCAACCAAAGGGUGUCAUAUUGUAUGGUCCACCAGGUACUGGUAAAACAUUAUUGGCAAGAGCAGUUGCUCAUCAUACUGAAUGUAAAUUUAUCCGUGUGUCUGGAUCAGAAUUGGUGCAAAAAUAUAUUGGUGAAGGUUCUCGUAUGGUUAGAGAAUUGUUCGUUAUGGCUAGAGAACAUGCGCCUUCUAUUAUUUUCAUGGAUGAAAUUGAUUCUAUUGGUUCGUCUCGUGUAGAGGGCUCAUCUGGUGGUGAUUCUGAAGUUCAAAGAACCAUGUUGGAAUUGUUGAACCAAUUAGAUGGUUUUGAAAGUUCUAAAGACAUCAAAAUCAUUAUGGCAACUAAUCGUUUGGAUAUAUUGGAUCCAGCUUUAUUAAGACCAGGUAGAAUUGAUAGAAAGAUUGAAUUCCCUGCACCAACUGUGGCUGCCAGAACAGAUAUUUUAAAGAUUCAUUCCAGAUCCAUGAACUUGACAAGAGGUAUCAAUUUACGUAAGAUUGCUGAAAAGAUGAAUGGUUGUAGUGGGGCUGAUGUCAAGGGGGUUUGUACUGAAGCUGGUAUGUAUGCAUUAAGAGAAAGAAGAAUUCAUGUCACCCAAGAGGAUUUUGAAUUAGCUGUUGCUAAAGUUAUGUCUAAGAAUGACGAAGGUACCGUCUCCUUACAAAAAUUGUUCAAAUAG